Molecule: messenger RNA, 495 nt
Organism: Gloeophyllum trabeum ATCC 11539
Lineage: Eukaryota; Fungi; Basidiomycota; Agaricomycetes; Gloeophyllales; Gloeophyllaceae
Product: epsilon subunit of F1F0-ATP synthase N-terminal domain-containing protein
Exons: 4
Coding region: 1-495 (164 amino acids)
Biological process (GO): proton motive force-driven ATP synthesis
Molecular function (GO): proton-transporting ATP synthase activity, rotational mechanism
Source: RefSeq, a predicted model, not a curated record
AUGUCGAGUCUACGUCUCCUCUCGACCGUCGCCCGGCGCGCACCGUCGACAUUCCCAGCAGGGAGGAGAGGAUAUGCGGAAGCUGCAGACAAAAUAAAACUGUCCCUGGUAUUGCCCCACCAGUCCAUUUUCUCUUCAGCAGAUGUUGUACAAGUCAACAUCUCCGCUGCCACUGGUGAUAUGGGUAUUUUAGCCAACCAUGUGCCGUCCAUUGAGCCAUUAAGACCCGGUUUGGUUGAGGUGGUCGAAUCAGGGAACACCUCUAAGAAGUGGUUUGUCUCUGGCGGCUUCGCCACCGUUCACCCUAACAACAAACUUACCAUCAACGUUGUUGAGGCCGCUUCCUUGGACGACUUCUCUCCGGAGGCUGUUCGUGCGAACUUGCAGGAGGCUCAAAGGGUCAUCGCAGGGAACGGUUCAGAGGAAGACAAAGCUGAAGCCAGGAUCGAGGCGGACGUGUAUGAGGCGCUGCAGCAUGCGCUUGCGUCGAAGUAG